Molecule: messenger RNA, 6476 nt
Organism: Schistosoma intercalatum
Lineage: Eukaryota; Metazoa; Platyhelminthes; Trematoda; Strigeidida; Schistosomatidae
Source: the annotation of a GenBank genome assembly
GCCAACAUUUCGGACUAGACGGAACGAAUGCCCGCUUUGGGUUGUUAAAUGUUUUUGAUCCCACCGUUUUUGAUCUAAAGUUAUAUCUGGCAAAUGAUAACGUUAAGGCAUAUUUGAUAAAAGUUCUGGAGUUUAGUAAGAUAUAAUCACACCCACAACUGAUGAAUCUUCCCGUUUAAUACCAGUAGUAAACUUUGGCGGCUGAAAUAUAUAACGUAUUGUGGUGAGUUGUGUACCAACUAAUGUAAAUAGCUUUUGAGUCGACCGAAAAGAUUUAAAAAAACUGGUUACAUAUUAAUUAGUUUAAACGUGACUUCCAGUUAAAUACCGUGGAAUGAUUGAAAUGUUAUGUGAAUAGUUGUUAGGUUUAUACAGGUCAUUUAAACAUGUACGCUCUUUUUUAUGACAAUUGACAUAGAUGGAUAAGUUUCUACCAAAGGAUCCAUAUUUGGCUUAGGAUUUAAGUCACUAUCCUGUUUGAAUUGUUCAUUGAAAUCGUAUGUCUUUGUAAGACCGUAAGUGAUCAUUGUCCUGAUUCGAUCAAAUGUAGUCAAAUAAAAAAGACGUACCCAUAGUUUAUCAUUGGCACACCACCUCUAGGUCGGCGUUUCUGACCACUAUGUUAUUCUUGUAAUGUCAGAGGUAUGAAAGGUAAGCCUCAAAGUUCAAGUCGGACUUCUGGUGUAGAGCCUAGUAGAUCUUCCUGGAGCGACCCAUCAAUCAUAUUAUUUCAUAAUUUUAACUUUCAGCAAACGUCUGUCAUGUCAAACUAGUGUUUUGUUUGUUAACUGUAGGAAGGGUUAUGGGUCUGUCAUAAAUAACAAAAACUGGUGGUAAUCCCUUUGGCGUUUGAACACACUCUUGAAAAGUAACUAGUUUGAACACAUAAAUCUCAACGACUCAACGUCAGUCGUAAAAAAAAGACUGAAAUGAAUGAACAUGACUGAUUUGAACGGUGGUACUAUCUGUGGUGUUUCAUCUCUGGUAGAAGGUCGGUUUGAGUACAAAAAGCUUGUUUAGUUAUUUUCAGCUAACUCCACUCGUUGUGUUGCAUGAUAUCUAGUUACCUAUGGAAUGUAUGUUUUAUUCUACAUGAACCACUGUAGUAACUCAUUCGGGGCAUAAAUAUUGUAGCCAGAAAAAGUGCUCAAUUUAUAAAUAUUCUUCAUUUUAUGUAGUUCUGCUAUCUCUAUUCAGGUUUUCCAGGACAAUAGUACUACUACUUUUAUCUAAUAGUACUCACAGUGGCUGAAUAGUUAUUAUUUUUUUAUUUGUCUAAACGUAACUGUUGGUGCAAGGAGACACCAAAUAUAUAUGCACCACAUAAAUUCGAUUUGUGCUAGGGCUGAAAUACUACCCGGGUGUUUGAACUGAUGCAGCUGCUCAGUAAUAACAAUUAUAUGAUCACAGAGCGUCUUUUUAUCAUCGCUCUCACAUGGCAGUACUUUCUAAUGUGGAAUUUGUGGAAUCCGAAAAUAAUAAGAGUCCACUUAAUUUGACACAAAUUUGAUCUUGAUGGCACAUUUUUCACUUUGUUUUAAUGUACAUUUGACUAUUUAUUAUGCUUUCUACUUUUUGUCUAAUAUACUGUCCCUAAUAUUUUAUUUCUCCACUACCGUUGUCACAACAAUUAUUGUUUAUUGUUCAUAUGUCAUAGUUUUUCUCCCCUAUUUGUAAUGUGGAACAACAUAUUAAACUCAUUGGAAGUAUUAUGUUUUUGCAUAAUGUGGAUGGGUCAUUUUCCCAAAAAUUCCAUUUCUGAUUGAAUUUAGUUGUGACCACAUAGAAAAUUGAUAUUUUAGAGUUAAUGUUGGAAAGCUUUAAAAUCCUGUGUCUCCUUUUUUAUUUAUUUAUAUUUUUUCGGAUAAAAACAACUACUCUACCUGUUCUGUUUAAAUUCAAGUCAGUUUAUUGUAAGCUUAUUAUUGCAAGUAAUUAUUCUGCACAAUGACCGUGGAUUCUGCGGUAACUAUUAUACCUAUUCUCCAACAAAAAUGUGACACUUUAAAAAGCAAGGUUAGUACUGUUUCAUAACUAAGUGUUACUUUAUCUGUUGGUUUUAUGUAAACUGUUUAAUAUCUUUUUAGCUGAAAUAAUGAUAACCACCCUAUUUAAUGUCAUUUAACUGAUUAGGUGAAGGGUCCUAAACACGAAAUAAACGUAUGUGAUAUGAUGUAUUUUUUAUCAUACAAUGUAUACACAUUGUUCAUGAAAUUAAUCGUAUCUGUUUAUCUUCUCUCCAAAGAAUAAAUGAAGAAAAUACACAAAUAGCUAUGGUGAUUUCAUCUAGAUUUCCCAGUAUUUAGCCUUACGAUAGAUUGUAAGAUUAUUAUAAAACAUGUAAAUUAGGUGAUCGAUAUAUUUGAAUGACCAGGUCAAAUCUUAUGAAAAAUACAUUUUAUUGCAAUAUUUACACAAUUAAAAAGUGACAACUCAGAGAUUACAAGUCUUUUAGUCGACUAAAUGACGGGUGUGUGGGUACAAUGUAAGAUAUACAGCAAAUUUCUCACUGGUUAAAAUAUUAAAGUUUUAUAACAUUUUCAGGUUGUUCGCGGAUAGUAACUCCUUAAAUGACUUAUAACUUUUACAAAGUGAUGUCUUAUUCUGAUCUAUUUUAUCAUUUGUUAGAGACAUUACUUUUGUUCCUGGUUUUUUUCUUUUGAUAGAUAGCAGAUUUCACUUUAGUUAAUCAGGCCUUACAAUUGAAAACUUAUCAACUAUUAAAUUUCAUCAAUCGUCACGAAGAUUUCUCUGGUUUAAUUACAAAAGAAUACGAUGAGGUUUCUAACGAUAUUAAUAUUGUUCAAUCAGCCAUAGAUAGGUAUACAUGUGAACUGGAAGAUUGGAAAUCGAAACUUGAUCAGUAUAUGAUGAUGGUGACAACUGUGGUGUUAAAUAACAGUACUAAUAGUACAACUAACGGUAGUAAUGUUAGUAAUCUUAAUAAUAAUAACAAUGGGGAUGACAGUAUCAAUUUGACAUUUGGGUCAACUAAAUUACCUAUUGUUGCGUCAUCUCAAUCUCCGUCUCUUCCAUCCGUGUUCUUAUCGUCAACCAACUCCCCAGUUCAACUAGAUAAUUCAUCUUUAGGAACUCUACAAAGUGUUAAUAAUAAAUUUUCUGAGUUUAAAUCAUCUCACCCAACAACAACAACAACAAAAUUACGUUUACGUGCACACUUCCCAAACAGUCAAUUUACAUUAGUUGAAAUUAAAUCUGGACAACAAAUCAAACAUGCUUUAGAAAAGAAAUUGUCACAUCGUGGUCUACACUUAGAACAGUUAAUUGUUUACCGAUCACGUACAGGUCUACCAGUUUCAUGGGAAGAUGACGCUGAACAAAUUGCUUUAAUUGGUGAAGAAUUAAUAGUUGAUUUUGCUCGACGAAACUUUAAACGUUUAGAACAUCAUUUUCAAAGAAAGACAUUUUUUGAAAAGGCUUAUUGUAAUCUAUGCCAUAAGUCUAUAUUCCAUGGUGCUAUAUGUAAAGCCUGUGGUUGCGCCUAUCAUAAUCGUUGUCUUCCGCGUGUCGAUAAGAAUUGCUUGUCCAAUUUAGAUGAUGAUGUUUUCUAUGUUGGUGAUCAACUAAGCAGUCGAAACUCUUUGGGUACUUCUAAUUCAUCUAUACACGGAUCAAAUUGGUUAGUUUCUUCAAAUGCAACACCAGGCUAUACACAUUUCUAUCAUUUUAAUCCUGAAGACCUGACAACAGUUCGUGUAUUGACUAAUUCUACUGGAGGUGGUUUCGAUAGUAAUAAUCUUCUAUUGAAUAGUCAAUAUCUUCCAACAUCUUUCGGAAGUGGAGGUGGACAUUUUCCUCGUCAGUGUUUGUCACUAACCUGUAGAGAACGUUCAUCGUCAACACCGAAUGUAUCGAACAAUUUAAUUCCACCAAAUCAACAGAAAAGUUUAUUCACUCCCAGUUCACUUGGAAAGCGAGAGGCGAAUAAAAUUAUUCAAGGAUCCCCUUUACACAUUGUAUAUCCAGUUACAAAUUAUAAUUAUACAACUGGUAAUGGAGUACCAGAAAGUCCAUCAAUUCCUAAUGAUGGUUGUUUUCUAUCAAAUUUAUCUAUACCAUAUAAUCAAAGAUCUGGCAGUGAUCCAAAACAAUCUAUCAAAGUAAAAAAUAGACGUGGUUCAAAUGAUGAAUGGGAGAUAAAUGGACAAGAAAUUACUAAAGGUCCAAGAAUCGGUUCUGGAUCAUUUGGUACUGUAUUUAAAGGUUAUUGGCAUGGAAAUGUUGCUAUUAAAGAAUUGAAUGUUGUUGAUCCUACACCACAACAAUUGAAAGCUUUCAAAAAUGAAGUCAGUGUAUUGAGAAAGACACGACAUGAAAAUAUUCUUUUAUUUAUGGGUUGUGUCUCUAAACCAUGUAUAGCUAUCAUCACUCAAUGGUGUGAAGGGUCCAGUUUGUAUAAACAUCUUCAUGUGUUAGAGCAUCGUUUUGAUGUUCCAGAACUAGUCGAUAUUGCCAAGCAAACAUCACAGGGUAUGGAUUAUUUACAUGCUAAGAAUAUAAUACAUCGUGACUUAAAGUCAAGUAAUAUAUUCUUACAUGAUCGUACUGUGAAAAUUGGCGAUUUUGGUUUGGCCACAGUAAAAAGUCGUUGGUGGAAUACUGGUUGUCAACAACCAACUGGAUCUAUAUUUUGGAUGGCUCCUGAAGUUAUUCGUAUGGAAGGUGAAACACCAUAUACUAAUCUUUCAGAUGUAUACGCAUAUGGUGUAGUGAUUUAUGAAUUAAUUACUGGUCAACUACCUUAUUCUCAUUAUAAUAAUCGUGACCAAAUUUUAUUUCUUGUUGGCCGAGGUUUAUUAAAACCUGAUCUAACUGUAUGUCGUACAGAUAUUCCUCAUCAAUUACAACGUUUAUCAUUAGAUUGUUGCAGUUUUCAACGUGAAAAUCGACCACCAUUCUCUCAGAUUUAUCCAUGUUUAGAUUCAUUAUAUCGUUCAUUACCAAAAUUACAUAAAUGUUCAUCAGAACCAAAUAUUAAUGGUAUUGUAUCACGUGGUAAUAUCGCAAUUGGAUCAUCAAACAAUGAACGUUUAGGUAUGGAUGAAUUUAAUGAUAAACGUAUUAUUUCUAAUAAAUCUGCUACAGUUACAACUAAUUAUUUAAGUUUAUCACCAAAAACACCAUUUAAUAGUAAUAAUAACAAUAACAAUAAUAAUAAUAAUGGUACUACAAUAUCAUCAAUUACAAAUGAAUUAUUUUUUACAAAUCGUAACUUAACCGAUACUACUACUACUACUACUACUGCUAUGACAUCAAAUUCAUCAAAUAAUUUAGAUAAACAAUCUACAAAUACAACAAUGAGCAAUGACCAUUUAUCAUCACCUCCUCCCCCACUUCAUCCUUCUGAUAAUAAUAAUAAUGAUACAGAAGAACAUGUUGAUCGUACACCACCACCAUCAUCAUCUAUCAUACAUGAUACAUCCUCUAAUACUUCUUCACCCCCAUCAUCAUCAUCAAUUGUAAACGAACGUACAAUAUUGAUUGUAGACAAUAAAAUUGUAUGAAAAAGAGAUUGAAUAUAAUUUAUGAUGAUAAAUAUUCUUUUUUUCUUUUUAUUGUUUGUUUAUUAAUUUUCUUCUGAAAAAAAAAGUUUUUUUAUUCUGCUUUUUUUCUUUCGUUUGUUUGUUUGUUUGUUUUUUCUUAAUUGUUGUUAUUGAAUUAAUCAAAUUUCUCUUUAUUAUCUUUUCAUAAUGAUGAUAAUUAAAUCAUUGAAAUAUUUAUGUUUUAUUUAACCAUUGAAUUGUAAACCCCUUUCGCGUCAUAUACACACGCACAUACAUAUAACAACAAUGAAAAAUUGUAUACAAAUAAACCGAUAAAUAAGUUAUAUGAUCCCCCCCUUUUCUUUUUUAUUGUGACAGUUUUAUAGUUGUAUAAAGUUUCUCUCUUUAUUAUUUCUAUUCAUCGUUCUUUGUUGUCAUCUGUGAUAGGUAGUUGUUUUUUUUUGUACAGCUUACACUUUGCCCAUCCCCCAUAGAUAUGUAUGCUGCUUCUCAUAUGAUAAGAUUCUUUUCAUUGAUUUCAUGUUAUUGUUGUUGUUGUUUUCCUCUCUCUUUCUUUCUGUUUAUAAAGUCUAACAAAACAACAUAGAUUCAUUUGGUUAUUUAUUUUCAUUUUUGGUCAUAGUGAUUUCAAAUUUAUUUUUGUGUUGUUUGUUUUUGUCAAAAAGAAAUAUUAUGAAUGAUUAUUGUUCCAUCAGUGUACUUUUCAAACGUUUCUUCUUCUUCUUCUUCUUGAUAUUCAGUUGUUAUUUAUGAUUCUUUUAGAAUUAUGACAUCCGUUGUGAGCUCUCUAUCAUCUACAUCAUGAAUUGAUACUUCUUCCUCUUAAAGGUUUUGUGAAGAAAAAUAAGAAAAUUAAUACUUGUGAGUUCACAAUGUGCUAGCUCAGUACUUUCAAGAACUUCCCGUUAAUGAUAGCAAUUCGUGCAGCAAAGAAAUGUAGAUCUUUUCUAG